CUCUUGGCCUCCCAGAGUACUGGGAUUAUAGGGGUGAGCCACUGUCCCACCCCAGUUUUUUUUUCUCAUGGCCAGCUCUUACACAAAAAUAAUGGAUACACCCCUUUCUUCUUAAGACUCACCACAAGCGCCCCUUGCUGCCUCUAGACCCAUAAAUACCUAGGGUCAAAUCAGCUUGCUCCAGGUGGACAGGUGCCAGCUUUUACACGAUGAGAAUGACAAGACUUCGCAAAUAAUACAGAGUCAGAAACUUGGGGAAUGCAUGCAGAAGUGGAUUUUAAGGAUGUGACACCAAUGAGGGUGGAUGUAACACUAGCUCAGGCCAAAUUUACUGGCAUGAGUGUGCUUUCUAGAGCUUCUGGAUUUCAUGGGUUACCUUGUGCAGCUGGACGUGGUUCUAAUAGCUUGCUUGGGUACCUAACCGGAACUUGGAUCCAACAGUGGCCUAAAGUUAAUGAGGCAGAGAGACCAGAACUGCCCUAGCGUAAGAUGGAUGAGGGGAGUCCCAAGGCUUGGGGAGAUGGAAGUGUUGGAUUGGAAUGAUCAUGUUCCACCAGCAUGUCCACCCUCCAACCAUGUUCCCCAAGAAGGCACCCCUUACUGGCCAAUCCCAUAGUAGAGUUAAUCAUUCUGUAUAUUGAACUUUCCCUAUUCCCAUUCCUGUGUGGUUUCUCUCUCCUGAUUGGACCCAGACUGAGGCACACGGCAAAGGCAAAAAGAAAGGCACUCUCCGAAGCUUCCUAAUGCUUCCAGGAAGAGCAGCACCCCCUGCCACCAGAAGCUAGAUGAGCUCAGGGGUCUGGAGUCCCUCUCUCCCAGCCCCAGGGUAGAGUGAACUUGCAGACUCCCUCAAGAGGUGCUCAGGCUCCUGCCCCCAGCCCCUAGCUGUCAUUUCCCACUCCAGCUAUUAUUCCAUUAACAUUCACCACUUCCUCCCCACUCUCUUCCUCCAGCUGUUCCCACAGGCUCCAUUAUUCAAACUUGGGGGGAGGAAAUCAGGGCUGGACAGAUCAACUGCUGCUGCUGACAGACUGGGUUCCUGCCAUCAUGGGGACAGGCCUGCCCCAAAACGAGGGUGGAGUGAAGGGGUCAGCCCAGGCUUAGUGGGAGCCCCUUAGUCCCACCCCAUGUCUUGGGAGGUCUUCAGAGAGCUGAUGCAGUACCAACAGCAGGGACCUCUGGAGGGCAGGGACGCAAACACAGGCAGACACCCUCUCCUGCCCCAGGGAGCUGGAUGUGAGUGUUCCCAGAGUCACAGCGCCCCUGGGGGAGGGGCGGGGCCCAGGGCGAGGCUGGCCCUGUUCCAGAGGGCUGGAGGUUGGGGGUAAGGUAGGAACGGAUUCCCACCCUGCUGGCAGGCAGCCCGGGUGGAGGAGGUACAGGGGUCAGCUUAGGAUGGAGGAGGUACAGGGGGUCAGCUUAGCUCCCGGUUCCCUGUGGGCCCCACCCUGUCACCCUCUAUUGCCCUUGAAGCUCCAGUCUUUUCCUCUCCUGUUCUUCCCCUUGGCUCCCUCUCCGCCACUCACUCCCCGGGCCUGGCUCAGAAGCCUGAGUCCCUCCCCUCUGCCCUCCAUCUGCCUCUCUCAACCUCUCUUUCCCCUGUGAGCACCCCACAGGGCUUCCGCAACCCCUUAUCUUUCUCGGAUCUCCAUUUCCCUCCCCCUCUCCCUCCUGGCCACCUUCCCACUUUUCCUGUCUUCUCUCUCCCCCUCAGCUCUCUCCAUCGCCUGUCUCACCCCAGUUCUCCUCUCUCUGCUCCCGGCCGUCCCUUCCCUCUCCACAAUGUCUCUGUCUCUCCUCCUCACCAGCGCCUUCCCCCCACCACCCUGACUGGGCAGCGACAACAAACAUCCCACAUCCCUCUCUCUGGCGGGCCCGCCGAUCCCUUCCCACUCAGCACAUUCACUGCCGCCUCCUGGCCAUGGGCGCCGCCGGGUGCCAGCCUCUCAGCCUCCCCAACUCUGCCUCAGUGGGACCCUGCCUCACCCUGGUCACUCUGACACUCCCCAGCCCAGGCCCAGCCCUCAGUCUCACCCUCCCUGGUACCCCCUCCCUCCCCAGGCUCUGGUUCUCCCCUCCUAGGCCUCGCAACGCCCCUGUCUUGUUUCUGUGGCUGCCCCCUGCACCCUUCCCAGCUGUCUUACCAGAAACCAGCCCUAACACGCCAGAGCUCCAUCUCUCAGGUCGGCCUCCUGCCCUCCUCCCUCCCUCCCUCCCUCCCUCCCUUCUGCCUCAGCCCCGCCCCGGCCCCUGGGGCCCUCCCUGCUCCCGCUCCGCUCCCCUCCCCGCCCCUCUGGACUGGCUGGGCAGGGCUGGGCCUGGCCGGUCGACAACGCAGGGGCUGGGGCAGGCAGAUCAGAGGGAGCUGAGGGAGGCCUGACCUGAGGCCAGCACCCGGAGCUGGUGGGAGCCAGAGCCAGAGCUCCCGCGGCCGCCCCUUCCCUGGGCCAGGUCAUGCGCUGCCCCAAGUGCCUUCUCUGCCUGUCAGCACUGCUCACACUCCUGGGCCUCAAAGUGUACAUCGAGUGGACAUCCGAGUCCCGGCUCAGCAAGGCCUACCCCAGCCCUCGGGGCACCCCGCCAGGCCCCACACCAGCCAACCCUGAGCCCACCCUACCUGCCAACCUCUCCGUCCGCCUGGGCCAGACUGGCCCGCUGCCCUUCGCUUACUGGAACCAGCAGCAGUGGCGGCUGGGGUCCCUGCCCAGUGGGGACAGCACUGAAACGGGGGGCUGCCAGGCUUGGGGGGCAGCCGCUGCCGCCGAGAUCCCUGACUUCACCUCCUACCCCAAGGACCUCCGCCGUUUCCUGCUGUCAGCAGCCUGCCGGAGCUUCCCACAGUGGCUGCCUGGAGGUGGUGGCGGCCAAGUCUCCAGCUGCUCGGAUACUGAUGUCCCCUACCUGCUGUUGGCCGUCAAGUCAGAACCAGGGCGCUUUGCAGAACGACAGGCCGUGAGGGAGACGUGGGGCAGUCCAGCUCCAGGGAUCCGGCUGCUCUUCCUGCUAGGGUCUCCGGUGGGUGAGGCGGGGCCUGACCUAGACUCACUAGUGGCCUGGGAGAGCCGUCGCUACAGUGACCUGCUGCUCUGGGACUUCCUCGACGUCCCAUUCAACCAGACGCUCAAAGACCUGCUGCUGCUGGCCUGGCUGGGCCGCCACUGCCCCGCCGUGAGUUUUGUCCUGCGAGCCCAGGAUGAUGCCUUUGUGCACACCCCUGCCCUGCUGGCUCACCUGCGGGCCCUGCCACCUGCCUCGGCCCGAAACCUCUACCUGGGUGAGGUCUUUACGCAGGCCAUGCCUCUCCGGAAGCCAGGAGGACCCUUUUAUGUGCCCGAGUCCUUCUUCAAAGGUGGCUACCCAGCCUAUGCAAGCGGGGGUGGCUACGUCAUUGCCGGGCGCCUGGCACCCUGGCUACUGCGGGCGGCAGCCCGUGUGGCACCCUUCCCCAUUGAGGACGUCUACACUGGCCUUUGCAUCCGAGCCCUGGGCCUGGUGCCCCAGGCCCACCCAGGCUUCCUCACAGCCUGGCCAGCAGACCGCACUGCGGACCACUGCGCUUUCCGCAACCUGCUGCUAAUACGGCCCCUGGGCCCUCAGGCCAGCAUUCGGCUCUGGAAACAACUACAAGACCCAAGGCUCCAGUGCUGACUCUCGGUGGGGAGGGCGGAGGUGCUGACCUGGCCCGGGCCCUGGCCUGGGCCUCUGGGGCCUGCCCCUGGCUCAGCCCCUCCUUCCAGGUCUUGAUGGGAGGGAGGAGGGCCUAGAAGCUGGACAACUGAAGCCACUCCUUGGCCUCCCCAGCCAGGGGCCUGGGCAGGAAAGAUGGGCUGGUGGGCUGUUUUUGCCUACUUUUGUUUUUGAAAAACAUGCACUCCCCACUCUGAGG
Messenger RNA from Cercocebus atys (sooty mangabey), 3886 nucleotides. It is a transcript of the gene B3GNT8, whose product is annotated as UDP-GlcNAc:betaGal beta-1,3-N-acetylglucosaminyltransferase 8. Gene Ontology annotation, cellular component: membrane. The transcript has 2 exons. The record is from RefSeq and is a predicted model, not a curated record. Bases 2455 to 3648 code for a protein of 397 amino acids. Gene Ontology annotation, molecular function: protein N-acetylglucosaminyltransferase activity. Lineage: Eukaryota; Metazoa; Chordata; Mammalia; Primates; Cercopithecidae.